This is a messenger RNA of Hibiscus syriacus, 994 nucleotides long. RefSeq names its product actin-related protein 2-like. Gene Ontology annotation, biological process: Arp2/3 complex-mediated actin nucleation. Lineage: Eukaryota; Viridiplantae; Streptophyta; Magnoliopsida; Malvales; Malvaceae. The transcript has 9 exons. Gene Ontology annotation, molecular function: actin filament binding. The record is from RefSeq and is a predicted model, not a curated record. Bases 1 to 564 code for a protein of 187 amino acids. Gene Ontology annotation, cellular component: actin cortical patch; Arp2/3 protein complex.
AUGGUGCGCCAUUGUAGGAGCACUCAAGGGAAAUCAAAGAAACUCUGCUAUAUAAGUUAUGAUUACAAAAGGGAAUAUCAACUGGGACUCGAGACCACCAUUCUUGUUAAGAAUUACACUCUGCCUGAUGGGAGAGUUAUUAAAGUUGGCACUGAAAGGUUCCAGGCCCCUGAGGCUCUUUUCACUCCAGAACUUAUUGAUGUUGAAGGUGAUGGUAUGGCUGACAUGGUUUUCCGCUGCAUUCAUGAGAUGGAUAUCAACAAUCGCAUGAUGCUCUAUCAGCAUAUAGUUUUAAGUGGAAGGAGCACCAUGUACCCUGGCUUACCUAGUCGGCUGGAGAGGGAAAUCCUAGAUCGAUAUCUUGACGUGGUUCUAAAGGGAAACAAGGAUGGAUUGAAGAAACUGCGACUGAGGAUUGAGGAUCCACCACGAAGAAAGCAUAUGGUGUAUCUUGGUGGUGCUGUACUUGCCGGGAUUAUGAAGGAUGCACCCGAAUUUUGGAUCAGCAAGGAAGAUUAUUUGGAAGAGGGAAUUGCCUGCCUAAGCAAGUGUGGCCCUGCUUGACCUUUUGUUAGCAACACUUUUCAAUUCUUGUUGUAUGUUCGGUGCGUUCACCCUGUGAUUCCAUUCAUUAGCCUAGAGAACCACACACAAGGGUGUCCAAGGUAGGCUGUCUCAUAUCAGUCGACUUCUUAAACUACACAUCCUGGCAUCUAUUCGCCUAUCGGACUGAGCAGCCUAUUGAAUGAUUAUCUCUUAUGUUACUACUAUCAGGAAAAAAAAAGGUGCCCUUGUAGAAGCUAUAUAUACUUUUACCAGACCAGAAAUUUUGGUUUCUAUACGUACUCUCAUAGAAGUUGUUACACUCGUGGUGUUUUUAUUUCAAGUGAGGUUUGAUCCGCUGAACUGUAUUGUAUUGUGCCUACUUAUUUGAAUAUAAAUGAAUGUCAAUAUAUAUACUGCGACAGGAAAUGGCAAUACAUUUAAGUACCAA